AUGGGAUCACAGGAGGAUUUCAUCAUCAACAAUAUUGAGAAUGGAAUAAGCGAUGAUCGUAAAGAUUUAGUAAGCGGGAAUAAUAAUAUGAAUGGUGAGAAUAAGGAGCAGAGUGUUGGGAAGACACCUCAAAACUUGUCAUCCUCCAUGGUACGCAAAAAGUCCGACCCGAUUCUUAUUACUAAUGUUCGAUUUCAGAUGCUCAGAAACUUUGUAAACAAUUUGCAAGAGGUGAUCCUUGGCACCAAGCUCGCCGUGCUUUUUCCGGCCAUUCCUCUCGCGAUUGCAGCAGAUUUUUACCACUUCGGAAGACCUUGGGUUUUCGCUCUGAGUUUGUUGGGACUCACUCCACUUGCUGAACGUGUCAGCUUCCUCACUGAACAAAUUGCAUACUUCACUGGUCCAACAGUCGGGGGACUUCUUAAUGCAACGUGUGGAAAUGCAACAGAGAUGAUAAUAGCAAUAUUUGCUCUUCAUGAGAACAAAAUAGAUGUUGUCAAGUAUUCUUUAUUGGGUUCCAUUCUCUCAAACCUCCUCCUUGUUCUUGGCACUUCUCUACUCUGUGGAGGCUUAGCCAACAUAAAGAAAGAACAAAGAUAUGAUAGAAAACAAGCCGACGUUAAUUCACUACUGCUGCUGCUGGGGUUACUAUGUCACAUGUUGCCACUUUUGUUCAGAUAUGCCUCUGGAGUUGGCAGUUUCUAUGCCACCUCCACUCUCCAGUUGUCAAGAGCAAGCAGCAUUUUUAUGCUUAUUGCCUAUGUUGCUUAUAUCUUCUUCCAGUUGAAAACACACCGCCAAGUGUUUGAUUCACAAGAGGAAGAUGAUGAAGAGGAAGAGAAACCAGUGAUUGGGUGUUGGAGUGCAUUUGGUUGGCUAGUUGGUAUGACGAUUAUCAUAGCGCUGUUGUCUGAGUAUGUUGUGGGUACAAUUGAGGCUGCAUCAAACUCUUGGGGCAUUUCUGUGACCUUUAUCAGCAUUAUUUUGCUACCAAUUGUGGGAAAUGCUGCAGAACAUGCUGGAUCGAUCAUAUUUGCUCUCAAGAACAAACUGGACAUAUCUUUGGGUGUUUCUUUAGGUUCUGCAUCUCAAAUCUCCAUGUUCGUGGUCCCUUUAAGUGUGAUUGUUGCUUGGAUAAUGGGGAUUGAAAUGGAUCUUGACUUUAGUCUCCUUGAAACUGGUUCUCUUGCUUUCACAAUAAUUAUCACAGCCUUUACAUUGCAGGAUGGAACCUCACAUUAUUUGAAAGGAAUCAUUCUUUUUCUCUGCUACAUUAUUAUUGCAGCUUGCUUCUUUGUUGACAAAACUCCCAUGAAUGAUUCAAAUGGGAGCAAAUUGGAAAAUGUACUUGAAUUAUCUUCAAAUUAUUAUGCUGGAGUCUUGUUUGCUUGA
Argentina anserina (silverweed cinquefoil) is the source of this 1392-nucleotide messenger RNA. RefSeq names its product vacuolar cation/proton exchanger 3-like. The record is from RefSeq and is a predicted model, not a curated record. Gene Ontology annotation, biological process: intracellular calcium ion homeostasis; calcium ion transmembrane transport. The transcript has 11 exons. The coding region runs from base 1 to 1392 and encodes 463 amino acids. Lineage: Eukaryota; Viridiplantae; Streptophyta; Magnoliopsida; Rosales; Rosaceae. Gene Ontology annotation, molecular function: calcium:proton antiporter activity. Gene Ontology annotation, cellular component: plant-type vacuole membrane.